Frieseomelitta varia is the source of this 5341-nucleotide messenger RNA. RefSeq names its product CLIP-associating protein 1-A (gene chb). NCBI's taxonomy places the organism in Eukaryota, Metazoa, Arthropoda, Insecta, Hymenoptera, Apidae. Gene Ontology annotation, biological process: mitotic spindle assembly. Gene Ontology annotation, molecular function: microtubule binding. Gene Ontology annotation, cellular component: mitotic spindle; microtubule organizing center; cytoplasmic microtubule. The transcript has 27 exons. Bases 454 to 4887 code for a protein of 1477 amino acids. The record is from RefSeq and is a predicted model, not a curated record.
ACUGAGAAAUCAAAAUGGCGUCGCGUGCACGGUGCCGAUGAUUUUCAUUAGAAUGUUCGUUAUUAUUUUUUGUGCACGAUACAAUUAAAACGGGAGCAAUGUUCCCUGUUUAGACUGUGCGAGACUCGACGGAAUCUCGUGUAAAGUGUCGUAGAGCAAUAUCAUUCGCGUGGCGCUCCGAUUUUCGGUGUAACUCGCGCGACAACGAUCGUGCGAGACAACCAAGGGGGAAAAAGUACUGUUUUGCGUAUGGCUUUCAAACUGCACGAACAGUUUCGCUUCGCCGAUAACCUUGUUCUUGGUGGUGAACGUCACUGACAUGGCGAACAACGCGUGUUUCAUUUUCGUGGAUCGUGAAACUACGGUGAACUAUGUGCUUUGACGUACACGGGUGAGAUCCAGUUUCGUUCAAAGACUUGCAAAGGUGUGGAAACGACGUGUUUGUUAGCCACCAUGGCGGUGAAUCCGCAUGAUAUGGACGGUUUUAUGCCGCUCCUGUCAACAACGGACAUCAAGAAAAAGUUAAACGUUGGUACUUUACUGUUGAAUUAUUUGGGAGAUGCGACGAAGAGUAUCGAGUGUCAAGACAUCGGACAGUUUAUCGACAACAUCAUACCAUGGUUAAGCAACGGCAACCCUAAGGUCGUUCAGAAUGGUUUAGAAAUCCUCACGUUUCUCGCAGAUCGAAUGGGUCACGACUUCAAGCCUUAUAUUUCCACUAUUAUUCAACCAACAAUAGAUCGACUAGGUGACAGUAAAGAUGCGACACGGGAAAAGGCGCAGCUAGUACUUCUUAAAAUAAUGGAGAAAGGAUGUAUGUCUCCUCAACAACUUUUGGACAGACUACGACCAGCUUUUAAUCACAAGAAUGCCAAAUUACGAGAAGAAGCUCUAAUUCUACUAACUACGACGUUGAAUGAACACGGAGCUGAUGAAAUGAUAUUGUCAGGAGUGAUUCCAAGUAUCGUGAAGUUGUUGUCGGAUCCAUCUGAAAAAGUCCGAGAGACUGCUUUAAACACAUUAGCGGAUAUCUACAGACACGUUGGUGAAAGAUUGCGCGUGGAUUUACAGAGAAAGCACAAUGUACCGCAAGCUAAAUUACUGCUGUUAAUAGAGAAAUUCGAUCAGCUGAAAGCUGCUGGCGACCUGCUGCCUCUGGCAAUGUCUUCGGACGUUGGGAAGACCACGGAUGAAACAGAUAGAGCUAUUAAAUCGGCUCCUAUGAAAAGGUCAGCUGCUACACCAAAAAGAGGACAAUUCGGACCAGCAAAAGCCCCAGCUUCAGCUCUAGCUCAGCCUGGUAAUACACAUUCCAUGGUUCCAAGGGCUACAACCGUCAAAAGAAACGUGUCAGUAAAAUCGACGUCAGGUCAAGCUGGUGCCGUCGACGAGGAAACUUUUCUUACAGCGUUCGAAGAUGUGCCAUCCGUAAAUCUGUUUUCCGCAAAAGAUCUGGAAGAGCAGAUGAAAAUUAUAAAAGAUAACGUUGGUGACGAUAAGAAAGAUUGGAAGCAAAGGACAGAAAGUAUGAAAAAAUUAAGAGCAAUCAUUAUCGCGGGUGGUACGAAUUAUGAAAACUUUUUAGAAAACUUGAAAAGCGUGCAAAGAUCAUUCGAAGUGGCUUGCACAGAUCUUAGAUCGCAAGUGGUAAGAGAGGCGUGUAUUACUUUAGCGUUUCUUAGUCAACAGUUAAAAAAUAAAUUCGCUACUUUUGGAGAAGCAGUCUUACUCACCUUAAUGAACCUCAUACAAAAUAGUGCCAAGGUUGUGGCAACAGCUGGUGCCGUAGCAGUGAGGUUUAUUCUUCAGAAUACGCAUUGCGGUCGUUUCGUGCCAAUUAUCACGUCGUGUUUAAGUCACAAGAGUAAAGACAUACGUCGUGCAUCAUGUGAAUAUCUAAAUCUAAUUUUACAAAUAUGGCCUACUCAAAUAUUACAAAAACACGUGACGAUAUUACAAGAUACGAUCAAGAAAGGUAUCGCUGACUCGGAUUCGGAAGCAAGAGCUUUUGCUAGGAAAUCAUAUUGGGCAUUCAAAGAUCAUUUUCCGGAACAAGCAGAAGCAUUGCUCAACAGUCUCGAUACUGCAUAUAAACGUUCGUUGAUGUCUCUUAGUAAUAGCGGUAGCAUUAACAGUUUAAAUGUAGUUACGAGAUCGGCAAGCGUUAGCCCUCGAACAUCCAGACCAGUAAUAAGUGCUACAGGUAGUACGGAAAAUUUGCAUCAGACUUCAGGUCAACCCCAUGGCCCGCUCAGACGAACUCCGUCCUUGCCACGGUCUUAUCGUCAAUCUGGUAUUCCAGUUCUCCAAAGACCCACUGAUAGUCAUUAUCGUGGAACUCCUGGCGUUAGGUCUACCAGUGCAAUAGAUUUACAAGCUGCACAAAGAGCUAAAGCGAGAAUGAUGUACGCGAAUAUGAGCCGACAAAAAGCAUCUCUCCCUCGACCUAACAAAUCACCAGACACAACGGCCAUUGCAAGUCCAGAAAGAACCGCAAGAACAAGAACAAGAGUAUCUGGAGUAUCGCAAUCUCAACCUAGCAGUAGAUCAGGAUCGCCAUCGUCAAGACUGAGUUAUGCAACAUAUAAUCGUGAAGGAGAAUCAUUAAUUGCAAGACCUAGGCGGUUAUCUGGACAUGGAAUCAGAAGUACUGGUAAUAGUCGUGAACCAAGCCCGCAAAGGUUUGGAAUGGAUAGAAGUUUUGCAAGCAAAAUACGGGGAAGAAGUUUACAUAUGUCUCCAACGGACAGGCCACAAUCUAGACCAGUUAUGGCACAGAAAAUGUUGCAACAGUCGCGCGAAGCGGAAUCAGCGUUGGCGGAUGCACUUACGUUUGAUAGCAUUGAUAGUUAUACAAGAACACCAAGAGGAAAGGGUGAUCACAGUGAUGAUAGUGAAACUAGCAGCAUAUGCUCUGAACGAAGUAUGGACAGCUUUAGGCGACCAAAUGAUUCGUUCUCAUGGAGUGGCUCUCAACAGAGACUGUAUCGUGAUAUGUGGGAUCAAUCUAUCCCAAAGGAUAUUAAGGAAAUCAUAGAAAAUUGUGCACAUAAACAUUGGGGUGAUAGGAAAGAAGGUUUAGUCGGAUUGCAACAUUUUCUUUCAAAUGGAAAUACGCUUACAGCUACGGAAUUGCGCAAAGUAACGGACAUUUUUACGAAAAUGUUUAUGGAUUCUCACACAAAAGUAUUCAGUUUAUUUUUGGAUACACUGAAUGAAUUAGUAGCUACUCAUAGUGAAGAUCUUGGUGAUUGGCUUUACGUAUUAUGUGCGAGAUUAUUAAAUAAAUUAGGGACUGACUUACUUGGAUCGAUACAAGCGAAAAUUCACAAAACGCUUGAGGUUGUUAGAGAAUGCUUCCCAGGAGAACAACUUUUACCUGCCGUAAUGAGGUAUUUGACGGAUCCAACACAAACACCAAAUUCUCGCGUCAAAAUAGCCACACUUACGUUUAUUACACAAAUAGCAGAAACAGCAGAACCGUCUGCGCUUAAUAAUUCUGCAGGAACAGCGCUGGCAAGGUUACUUGAUUGGUCAAAGGAUGUUAAAAGCCAAGAUGUUAGAAGGCAUGCACAAAGCGCUGUUAUAUCGUUGUAUAAUUUAAAUCCUCCGAAAGUGACUAUGAUAUUAGCUGAAUUACCGAAAUAUUAUCAGGAGACAGCACUGCCGCUAGUGCAAAAUCAUUUAAGAAAAUCGUCAGGUUCAAGUAAUCCCGCAUCUCCUGGAACUCCGCCGCCUAGAGCGCAGAGUUCACCAGCUCGUUCAAAAGGUAAAGGUGAUAUUGACAAUGCGGAUGAAAACUUGGAAGAAGUUUAUAAUGCUUCCCACAGAUCUUUAAGACGUACGACAGCAGAGAUACAAAAUUAUGGUUUCGAACGUUUGGAAAGAGCAACUACUAGUAAAGACAGUGGAAUUAGUAAUAUGGCUGAUGUAGAAGAAAAAAUGGAGGGACUUACAUUAUGUAACUCGGGUCGUUCGUCUUCUGUUUCUUCACCUACUCAAAGAGGACGAAGUGUGACUAAUAUUACAGUUAAUGGUUCAAGUGAUACGAUCGCGGGAGAUCUUAUCUUACCUCAAGAAAAUAAUGGUUAUAAAACACAUGGUUCAUCACCUGAUUCGAUAAAGAGGCCAGAAAUAUUAGAUAAUAUGAUUAAAACGUUGCAAUCCAAAAUGACACAAACUGAAGAAAAAGUAACAUCUCUACAAGAAUUUCAAUUGUAUGUUCGCGAAGGAGAUGCCUUGUAUAUUAAGCAAAAUUUUAAAAAACUGCUCAAAACGUUAUUAGAUAGUUUGACUAACGAUAGCAAAAGAAUGCAAGUAGAAGUGCUUCAAACUUUAAUUGAUAUGCUUAAAUGUCAAGAACUUGUAGACAGUUUCUCUGUCUAUCCUGAAUUGCUGGUUUUAAAAGUAAUUAACGCAUAUAAGUUAGACGAUCAGAAACAAGAUUCUUCCGGUAGCAGUAAUUCAAGAUCCCCGGUUCUUUGGAUGGCGGAAAAAUGUGCUGCAACAAUUGCGAUGGUUUUGAAACCAGAACAAGUAAUUCACUUAGUAUCGACUAUAAUAACUACCGAACCAUACCCGUUGAAUAUGGGCGCGAUAAAAAUGCUUCAUAAGGUUGUAGAGCAUUGGGGUCGUGAUGCAAUAGAACCCCAUUUAACGAAAGUCAUGCCUGGUCUCAUCAAAGCGUACGAUGAUAAUGAAAGUGCAGUACGUAAAAGUGCCGUGUUUUGUAUGGUAGCAAUACAUUUGGCAGUUGGUGAAGAACUAUUGAAACCACAUCUCAGCUGUUUAUAUACCAGCAAACUGAAACUUUUAAAUAUUUACAUACAACGUGCACAACAAGCAAACAGUCAACCAGCAAGCCCACGUAGUAAUAACAAAAAUUAACUAACAUCAAACUCCGCGACACUUAGAAUCGCGAUACUUAAGAGAUUCACUCGUUUGAGUGCAAGGCACGAACGUAUGCUGGUUGACUUCCUGAGUAAGUCCAAUCCGUGACGAUUACGAUCAAACAAUAAAACAAUACAAGUCGAUGUUCUUCAAUACGAUAGACUGAUCUGUACGAUUUCACGGCAAAAAAAAUGUGUACGAUAUACCUGAACUCCUAACAGUGAUGUUGCAUCAAAACAGGUAAUAUACAAGUUAUUUACGUAUAUUGUUUUGUUUGCCAAAAAUUUAUACCUGUUGCAAAGAGAGAAUCGUUUUAGAUGUAAGAUUUCUCCAGUCAUAAUACAUGUAUUAAUACGUUACAUCUUGAUGUUAAGUUGCAGCGUUGUUUCAUGUGGUAAAGAAGAGAAAGCUUUAAAAAAUUCUUCAUAUCUUAUAAAGCUUGAAAAAAAUA